This is a messenger RNA of Ostrea edulis (European flat oyster), 4416 nucleotides long. RefSeq names its product fibropellin-1-like. Bases 16 to 4416 code for a protein of 1466 amino acids. The transcript is spliced from 37 exons. Gene Ontology annotation, molecular function: metalloendopeptidase activity; calcium ion binding. Gene Ontology annotation, biological process: proteolysis. Gene Ontology annotation, cellular component: membrane. NCBI's taxonomy places the organism in Eukaryota, Metazoa, Mollusca, Bivalvia, Ostreida, Ostreidae. The record is from RefSeq and is a predicted model, not a curated record.
AUCGUCUUGCACGAGAUGCAUCACGCCAUGGGAGGGAUCCACGAACAACAGAGAGACAGGAGGAAGUACUUUGUGAAGAUCAACUGGGAAAACAUCCAGGCUGAUUACAACAAUCAAUACGCCCUCAGUCAACAUACCAUCAACAACGAACCUUACGAUUACAGAUCUAUACUCCAGUAUCACUUAACGGCGUUCACGUCAAAUGGCAAGGCCACCAUGACUAUCCCUGACACAGACCUUAACUACCUGAUCACCAACAGUAAAUAUGUUUUGUCAUAUUACGACUUGGCGGAAGUUAACAAGGUGUACAGCUGCCCCACAGCUGCCUGUAUUUUGGACUGUAAGAAUGGCGGGUUCAGAAUGAGAGCAGUGGCCCAGACCGCGUGUAGCUGUCACUGUCCCACGGGACUCAAGGGGGACACCUGUGAGGAGCUGGACACUGAUGCUGAUUGUGGUGGUAUCAUCACUCUAACAAAUGGCGGGUCUAACGAAAUCAAGAUGACGUCAUACACCACCGGAAAACAGUGCACGUGGCUCGUAAAAGCUGAGACCAACUCCAUCAUGAAAGCCACGGUUACAUCGGUUGACCUCCCCUUUGACUCAAAUAACGACUGCCAUCAUUGGUUGGAAUUCCGUGAUUACCUCAUCGGCAAUGACGGGAAAGAAUUGUGUGGAAAAUCUACAGAUCCCAAAACAUACACACAGACCAACAUCGGCGAGUAUUCUCCCUUUAUGAUCAGAUUCAACAGCAAAAAUACCUACACGCCGGGUACCGGUUUUACCAUUAAAGUGGAAGCCAUUCAAUCAGGUUGCAUGAGUUCUCCUUGUAAAACGGGGUCUCUGUGUUCCGAAAAUGGCGGGGGCGGUGCUUACACAUGUGCCUGUACAAACGGCAUGUCAGGUACCAACUGUGACGAAUUCAGGGCUCCGUCAUACAAUUUAUGCGACUCUGAAGAUGACUAUGGCACAUGUUUGUUUGAUCAGGAUAAUUCAGGGGACAUAAUCUGGAGUUUCAACACGAAAUUGUGUGACUGGGGAGGAUGCGACAAAGGAGUUUUGACUCGCGGUACGGGCUACCAAUACCUGACCCUUACACCCUACUACGACAGCGUGUCCUGGAACUACGGGUCAAAGGCCCUUAUCAAAACAUACGCCAAAAUUACAGCUGUUGACCGCUGUUUAUCAUUUGAAUACGCCAUUGGUAGUUAUGCUGAUAGGGAUUUUCUCACAAAACUCAACGUGUACGUGGAAGGAACCGGGAAAGCGAAAACCAACGUCAAAAGCAUUGAAUCCAGCACGAGCUAUGUCUGGCAGACCGAAUCGGUUUCUAUUGAAGCUGUUGAGAAUUUAGUGAUCACGAUAGAAGGCGUGAUUGGUCCCCAGCUGAUCGGUGUGGACAAUAUUUCUCUACGCCCGGGAUUAUGUACAAACACGCCAUGUAACCCGAAUCCAUGUCUGAACGGCGGAACGUGUGACGAAUCCAACCCACCGGAAGGAACUAAAUACGCGUGCACGUGUACUACAGGAUUCUCAGGAGACAGGUGCGAGGACUCUCAAACUACGAACGCCUGUGACCAAAACACCUGCCAGAACGGUGCUACCUGUGUAGCUGACGCGACCAAAGCGGACGGUUACAGGUGUGAGUGUGACACAGGUUAUACCGGCGACAAAUGUCAGGUCACUGACUACUGUGCAAAUUCUCCCUGUAAAAAUGGAGGAACGUGUACAUCCGGUUCAACGACAUUCACUUGUCAGUGUGACGCGGGCUAUACAGGAAGCACUUGUGAAGUCACUGACUACUGUGCAAAUUCUCCCUGUAAAAAUGGAGGAACGUGCACAUCCGGUGCAACGACAUUCACUUGUCAGUGUGACGCGGGUUAUACAGGAAGCACCUGUGAAGUCACUGACUACUGUGCAAAUUCUCCCUGUAAAAAUGGAGGAACGUGCAAAUCCGGUGCAACGACAUUCACUUGUCAGUGUGACGCGGGUUAUACAGGAAGCACCUGUGAAGUCACUGACUACUGUGCAAAUUCUCCCUGUAAAAAUGGUGGAACGUGUACAUCCGGUUCAACGACAUUCACUUGUCAGUGUGACGCGGGCUAUACAGGAAGCACUUGUGAAGUCACGGAUUACUGUGCAAACUCUCCGUGCAAAAAUGGCGGGACGUGCACAUCCGGUUCCACGACAUUCUCUUGUCAGUGUGACACCGGUUAUACGGGGAACACUUGUGAAGUCAUUGACUACUGUGCAAAUUCUCCCUGUAAAAAUGGCGGAACGUGUACAUCCGGUUCAACGACAUUCAGUUGUCAGUGUGGUACUGGUUACACAGGAAGUACUUGUGAAGUCACUGAUUAUUGUGCAAAUUCUCCCUGUAAAAAUGGCGGAACGUGUACAUCCGGUUCAACGACAUUCACUUGUCAGUGUGACGCUGGUUAUACAGGAAGCACUUGUGAAGUCACUGAUUAUUGUGCAAAUUCUCCCUGUAAAAAUGGCGGAACGUGUACAUCCGGUUCAACGACAUUCACUUGUCAGUGUGAUGCGGGCUAUACAGGAAGCACUUGUGAAGUCACGGACUACUGUUCAAACUCUCCCUGUAAAAAUGGUGGAACGUGUACAUCCGGUUCAACGACAUUCUCUUGUCAGUGUGACGCUGGUUAUACAGGAAGCACUUGUGAAGUCACUGAUUAUUGUGCAAAUUCUCCCUGUAAAAAUGGCGGAACGUGUACAUCCGGUUCAACGACAUUCACUUGUCAGUGUGAUGCGGGCUAUACAGGAAGCACUUGUGAAGUCACGGACUAUUGUUCAAACUCUCCCUGUAAAAAUGGUGGAACGUGUACAUCCGGUUCAACGACAUUCUCUUGUCAGUGUGAUACUGGUUUUUCCGGAAGCACUUGUGAAGUCACUGACUACUGUGCAAAUUCUCCCUGUAAAAAUGGCGGAACGUGUACAUCCGGUUCAACGACAUUUUCUUGUCAGUGUGACACGGGCUAUACAGGAAGCACUUGUGAAGUUGCCGACUACUGUGCAAACUCUCCCUGCAAAAAUGGCGGAACGUGCACAUCCGGUUCAACGACAUUCUCUUGUCAGUGUGGUGCUGGUUAUACAGGAAGCACUUGUGAAGUCAGUGACUACUGCGCAAAUGCUCCCUGCAAAAAUGGUGGAACGUGUACAUCCGGUUCUACGACAUUCUCUUGUCAGUGUGACACUGGUUAUACAGGGGACACUUGUGAAGUCACUGACUACUGUGCAAAUUCUCCCUGUAAAAAUGGCGGAACGUGUACAUCCGGUUCAACGACAUUCUCUUGUCAGUGUGACGCUGGUUUUACAGGAAGCACUUGUGAAGUCACUGACUACUGUGCAAAUUCUCCCUGUAAAAAUGGCGGAACGUGUACAUCCGGUUCCACGACAUUCUCUUGUCGGUGUGAUACUGGUUUUACAGGAAGCACUUGUGAAGUCACUGACUACUGUGCAAAUUCUCCCUGUAAAAAUGGCGGAACGUGCACAUCCGGUUCAACGACAUUUUCUUGUCAGUGUGACGCGGGUUACACAGGAAGCACUUGUGAAGUUACUGACUACUGUGCAAACUCUCCCUGUAAAAAUGGCGGAACGUGUACAUCCGGUUCUACGUCAUUCUCUUGUCAGUGUGACGCUGGUUAUACAGGGGACACAUGUGAAGACCCCGUGACAACAAACCCGUGUGACCAGCAUGCCUGUUUGAAUAGUGCUUCCUGUGUAUCAGAUGCGACCGACCCAGAGGGUUACAGGUGUGACUGUGCUCCCGGUUAUACCGGCAACAGGUGUCAAGAUAUCGACACCGGAACAGGAAAUCCCUGUGAUAGCAACCCUUGUCAAAAUGGCGGUAGUUGUGUGGAGACCCCUAACGAAGGCGACCCUUACAGAUGUGAUUGCCCUACUGGUUACCCUGGUCGUCACUGUGAAGGUCGAUCGUGUUCGUUCGAGGUUGAGAAUGACGCAGCGUGUUUCUUAGAUACUCAGGACAAAAGUUCACAUUGGCAUAGAGAAACGAAAAGAACUAAUUCCUCGGGAACAGGGCCACGGCGGGCGUAUGAGGGAGACUAUUACUUUUAUUUCGAAGCAUCAUAUCGCACCGCCGGGGGAUUGUAUUAUUUCUUUGACAACGGAGUCUUGUUUGAAAAUAAAAUUCACUGCUUGAGUCUUUACUACCACAUGAAUGGGAGAGGUAUGGGGACGUUUGAAAUCUAUACCUAUAAAACAAGCUACGAGAGACAUUUCUCAAUCAGCGGUAACCAAGGAAGACGAUGGCACAAGCUGGACCUAGAUCUUCCCCUUGACGAAUACACCUAUAUCACGGUUGUUGCCAUUAGAGGGGACAGUUACCAAAGUGACAUUGCAAUAGAUGACGUCAAGCUGAUGCCAAACGCAUGUCCAAAGUGA